Messenger RNA from Penaeus monodon (black tiger shrimp), 3164 nucleotides. RefSeq lists its product as uncharacterized. The transcript is spliced from 5 exons. The coding region runs from base 1452 to 2165 and encodes 237 amino acids. Lineage: Eukaryota; Metazoa; Arthropoda; Malacostraca; Decapoda; Penaeidae. The record is from RefSeq and is a predicted model, not a curated record.
UCUCUCUCCUCUCUCUCUCUCUCUCUCUCUCUCUCUCUCUCUCUCUCUCUCUCUCUCUCUCUCUCUCUCUCUCUCUCUCUCUCUCUCUCUCUCAUUUUUUUUUCUUUCUUUUUUUUAGACAUUUCACAAACUACCGGGAAAGGUUCGCAUUGUUUACAUUAUUCCUGCGCACUAGUAGCUGUUAGACACACUCAUCCUUGCGACCACGCCCACCCUCACGCCCGCACGCCCUCCUCUCCUUGGCAGCCGUGGUUGGCAGUUGGCACGAGAGGCAGGGUAGGGCAGGGGGUGGCAGAGGCACGCGGGCACCCACAGCGGACCGAUGCCAGUGUAGUUGGACCUGCCGUGGCACCUAGUCGUGUUCCGUGCCUCUUGGUUUAAGGAAAAGAAAACGAACAGCUAAUAACAGGGAACUUAAACUACAGUGAACAUUGAACACUGAACAGCGACCCAACGAGAACCAUCAGUCACUUCCCUUGUGAAUUAACGAAAGGAAAAAAAAUCGAAAGAAGGGAAGAACAAGUGAAAAAAAGGAAAAAGGAAAUAGAGAGAGAGAAAAAAGAUCCAAACGAAAAAAAGGGAAGAGACAAGUGAAAAAAGAAAGAAAGAAAUAGCUUGAAACGAAGAGAAAAAGAGAGAGAGAGAGAAAAAAAGAUAAACGAAAAAAUAAAUCAAAUGAAAACACAUAAAUAAAAUUAAGAACAAAGGAAAUAGAAGAAUUUACAAUAAUAAUAAUAACAAAUCUGGCGUCAACGUUUUAGAAUCGAGAUAAAAUAAAAACAAUAAAAUCAUAACGAAUCAUUUAAGAAAGAAUUAAAGACAAGAAUAACAUCCAGCUUUAUCAAACCACAAAGUGUUAUUAAACGCAAAAGAAUAUAAAGAGACAAAUAAAGAAAACAAAGGAAGUAAAGAUAGAGAAGAAGAGAAAAAGAGAAAAUUGAUUUUUUUUUUCAACAAAUCGCGAGGCAAGAAAAACGUCUCAUAAGAAAGUGAUAAUAAAGAAAUACAUCAGCGAACUUGCAAAUAAAUGAAACUAGAAAAAGAUAAAUAAUAUAUUGUUUUAUUAUUAUAAAACGCGAGGAAAGGAAAGAAAACAAUAAACAUCUGAGAAUGGACAAAAACCACAAAAGAAAUAAAGAAAUAUGUAAAUAAACCUAAAAAAAAACACAAAGCAAAACAAAAAAUAAAUAAAACAAAAAGACAAAAAACAAAAAAGAAACAAUAAAAACAACUAACCAGUCAAAAGAAAACCAAGAAAAUAAAACAAAAAAUAAAAAACGAAGAGACAGAAGAAACCCAACAACAAAAAAUAAUAAUAAUAACAAAUAAAAACAAAUAAAUAUAAUAAACAAAUAAAAAAAACUUUUUAAAAAUAUCUCAAGACCCCAGAGCGUGCAGAGAGCCCCCCCCCUACCACCCACCCACCCACCGCGACGCUGGCUGAGGGGGAGAUGUACAUGAGCACUCAGGCCAACCUCGAUUACUGGUCUACCGAUAACUGCUGCGUCUUCGUGUCGCUUCGUAAGGGAACCAUCGUCAUUGGAAGUCUGUCUGUGAUAUGGCAGAGUGUCGUGGUGGCGAUCUCCGUCCUGGCGCUGGUGGAGUGUCACUUGAAAGAGACGAGCCUGGAUGACACCGCCGUUAGUGACACGCAGGCGAACGACACCAUAGUGAACGUUGACACAUUGUUUACUAGCGACACGUGGGAAAAUGAGACCGCGUUUUACAGCUCGCGAGCUAACGAGACGUGUAAAUGGAUUCCAGAAGCUGAGAGGGAGAGCUUUGGAGUUUAUGAUCAAAAUAUGUUAUACGUCGUGGUCGGGGUGAUUCUGGCGUUUUCAAGUAUAUAUUGUCUGCUCUCCAUAUGUGUCGUUGUGGGUGUCUUAUGGCGAUCCCCGAGGUUACUGCAAGGGUGGGUGGCGUUCACAGCCCUGUACAUGUUGCUGACUCUCGCCGACCUGCUCAUCACCCUCCCCUUCACGACCCUCCUGCACCUCCUCUGCUGCAUCACCCAGUUCGUCGUCUCGCUCUACGUGUGGGCGGUGGUCAAGUCGUACAUGCACGUGCUCAAGGUAGCCAAGAGGAAGCCCCCGGUGCCCGAGGAGGAGCGGACGGACUACACGGUCAACGGCGUCGAUCUCCAGCAGGAUCCCGUGACGGUGUGACGAUUACCUUCUGGACGGGAGCGGAGGAUGAUCAGCUUUCGUCGUCGUUGUUGUUUUUCUCGUUUCUUUUCAUUUCUUUUCAUUUCUUCUCCAUUUUGUUUAGCCUUUACCGCAGAAAACGUUUUAAACACCUAUUUUAAAAAUUUUAUAGUCGAUUCUUUUCCUUGCUUGAAGACUUCUUUCACAAAUAUUUAUUGUCUUCGUGUCAUUCGCUGUCUGAAUGCUUCGGUUCAUUUUUUUACUUGUAUUUUCAUCCUACUUUUUCAUCAAGUUUAAGUAUGUUUUUUUCUUUGUAACAGUAUUAGUUAGCCUUUCAAAACUCGUCUCUCGUUAAUGUAGAGUAGAGUCUCUCCCUCCCUCUUUCUCUCUCCAUAAAUAAAAAUCUAGUCGCUGCUAAAAAAAAAUAUUUUUAUAUCAUUUUUACGUCAAUUGUUAAUGGAUCCCGGGAAGGCAGUUGAGACAGCCCCAUUUCCCUGUAGGUUUGGCCUAAGCUUUAAUAAGGGACAUCAUAAGAUCCAUUUUCCAAUACGAAGUCUCUUGGACGUAAAAGAAAAGAUAUUUAUAUCUGUUGUUGCUGAUAAAAGAUGAAAACCUUCCUUGAUGGUUCAAAUGUUCACUACACCUUGAAUUAUGUACUUUUCCGGUACAUAGUGGAAGUAUUGGGUGGUCUACAUAUUCGUAUUGUGUGUCAUCCUGUAUUUUUGUUUUAUUUUAUUUACCUUUUUAGUGUAAAAUCUGGAAAAUGGUGUUGCCAGCUAUUAUCAUCCACUGAUUCAUCAUAACGACUGUAAAUUAUUAUAUUUAAGGUAAGAAUUAUUUACAUUUCUAAUCGUAUUAUUUUAAAUUGUUUUGCACGUUAUAUGUGCAAAUUUACUCAUUUCAUUUCGCUUUUAUGCGUGAUUUUGCGUAUACACACGCAUAGAACUUAUACUUUAUUGUUUGUAUGUGGGUAUAUUUGUUUGUGAAUGAACAAAUUGGUGAUUAAAAUAAUACCUUAAA